UUUUGGUUUGUUAACGUUUUGUCCAUGUAAUCAAUAAUUGUAUUAGAAUCUGUUUGGAGUAUAUUGAUCUUGAUGUGUAUAAAAGUGUCGCAAAAUCUAUGAUAAAUAACAGUUCAAACAAACGCAUUUCAGAGAGCAGUCAUCUGGCAAAACAAACUAGAGUUUCGUUGAUCAUAAGAUUGAUUAGUUGAAAUAGACAAGAAAAAAUCGUCCUUUUAUUUUGGAAAAUUUUGUAAAUCACAAAAAAACUUAUAAAAAUGAAAUUCUUGAUCCUUUUGGUUUUGGUAGCUUCGGUGGCUGCUCAUCCUGGUUACUUAGGUGGUGGUGGUUUAGGCCAUGGUUAUGGUGGCGGUAUUGGCAUUGGUAUUGCUGCUGCUCCCGCUAUUAGUUAUGCAGCACCAGCUGUUAGUUAUGCGGCUCCUGCGGUUAAGGCUGUAGCUGCAGCCCCUGCUAUUUCAUAUGCUGCUCCUGCUAUUGCUGCUGCUCCUGCUAUAUCGUAUGCAGCACCUGCUAUUUCUUAUGCUGCCCCUGCUCCUGUUGCUGUUGCCGCUCCAGCUCCAGUUGCAGUAGCUGCCCCUGCUCCCGUAGCUGUUGCAGCCCCUGCCCCUACCUUAGUUAAAUCUGUUACUCCUGCUGCUACCAGUUAUUCUACCAUCAGCACUGUCAUCAAUCAUCCUGCCACCAUUAGAACUGUGACGGUAGCUGCUGCUCCUGCUGUUAAGGUAGCAGCGGCACCAGUGGCUGUUGCUGCCCCCGCUCCUGUUGCCGUGGCUGCGGCUCCUGCCAUUUCUUAUGCUGCUGCCGCUCCCGCCAUUUCCUAUGCAGCACCCGCUGUAGCUGCUGCUCCCGCCAUUUCUUAUGCUGCUCCCUCCAUCUCUUAUGCUGCUCCAGCCGUUUCAGCCGUCAAAGUAGCUGCUGCUCCCGCUAUUUCCGUGGGUUAUGGUUAUGGUGGUGGUUAUGGUCAUCAUUAAUUUUCUCUUUUUUCGAGAAAAUUCUUAAACCGGAAAGCCGCCGAUCGCCCUGUGUAUAUAUACAACCGCCAAGUUCAUAAGGAUUUACGACUUUAGUCAUUCAUUAAAUAUUCUCAUCAUAAUUUUUAAGUCUUUAAAUGGGCUGAAAACAUCUAUGCCCAAACAUUUAGCAGAAAGAAUCAAAUUGUAUUUAUUAAUUUUUAAGCACUAAUUUUAUUUGUUUCUUUUCAAAACUAACUGCCUCUUAAUUUUCUUCUAAACAUAUGUAUUAUAGUUAAAUGAAUUAAUCCCUCAUUUUUAUAUAUAUUUUAUAGGAUGGCAAGGAAAAAAGUUGAAAAUACUUUUAUUGUGAUUUUAUAUAAAUUUAGGUUAUAAUUUUUGACCAAAAAAAGAAAAAAAACGCUUAAGCAAAAUUUAAAGAAUAAUAAAAAGUUGCAACUUUUUUCAU
This is a messenger RNA of Lucilia sericata (common green bottle fly), 1419 nucleotides long. Its product is annotated as cuticle protein 16.5-like. Bases 258 to 971 code for a protein of 237 amino acids. The record is from RefSeq and is a predicted model, not a curated record. The transcript has 3 exons. NCBI's taxonomy places the organism in Eukaryota, Metazoa, Arthropoda, Insecta, Diptera, Calliphoridae.